CUAUACUACAUGCAAUAUAGAUGUGUACCUUCUCGUACAUCCGACGUAAUUUGCAUAAGCCAAGAAACUUGACGAUCAUAUCAAACUAGACUGUACCACCGCUCUCUCGUUCGCGGACUGUCUCUUACUUAUCGGAAGUCCCAGGGUGUUUUAUAAACCCGUCGACGACAGACGUCGACGUGUCGAUGGAAUCGCGUACUUGGAUUAUAACAACGGUUCGAGAGAACGCACGCUGCGACACUCGAAUUAUUCGCCGUACUUUUUUUUUUUUUUUUCUUUUUAGCUAAAAUUGUCGAGUUCGAUACAACGUCGUACGGCGGCAGGGUAGAAUUUUUAGGCGUCGCACCUUUCCGGAAACUAGCAAGUUCGGCUAUGCGGUGGUCCGGCCGGAGAGAAAAGCGGUCGAUUUACGAAGUGGUUCUAACUAGGACCGGCUAUAACUCCGAACUAACCAACUCGGAGGCGGCAGUUUCGCGGAACUUUAUACCUCCCGAAGACCAAAAUGGCGGUAGCCCUGGUACCGGGGAGAAAAUUUAACUCGAGUUUCGCGUUUCAAGGGACAUCGCGCGGCGAACGGACUUUAUGUAUUUAUUUAUUUAUUUAUAUCCGUUCGCUUUUGCCGAGAAAUAACCGAAACAGCUUUACAGUCCGAACCUAACGGUCGGGAUGUGUUAAUAAUCACCCUAAAAUUUGGGCGACGACGGUCUGAGCAAUUACCCCCUCGUACCCUCGGAAAGGAACAACAGACCCGCCCUUACGUACGUCUGACGAGCGACGCCAUUUUGAUUAUACGGUCAAGCCGACGAUGACGACGUCGAUAUCAUUAGGAUUAAAUCACUCGGUAACGUAUUUUAUUGACGGUAUACGGCACUUUGGCGUACCGUCGGUCUUGGACCUCGCGUAAGAUCGUCGCGAGGUGGGUUUGUACGUGGCUACGUGUACCACCGUGUGGAUGGUAACCAAAACUAAGUGAUGGUGAAACUCGGCUGCGAGAGCCAAUUAAUUGGUAGUGGUUGCCAACGCGGUGAGACAGGCGUGACUGAUUCGUUAUAAGACGGUAAUUAAGCCCAUCCACGCCUAGAAUUUGUAUUAGCAUACCCGACCCUACGGUAGGUAGGGAACACCUAUAUGCCUUCAUCCAGGGAUUAUUAUACUACGCGCCGAAACGAUCACGGGGCAGUUUGCCCCCGACGACGCCGAUCAUCGUGUCGUUCCGUUGCCGUCGCGCUAACGAGAACCGACCAGAUACUGUAACGGUUUUUUUUUUUUUUCUUCUCCUCUCCUUCGCAGUGCUUAUUUCCGAGGGCUUAAUUCGGAGCUUUAAUUGCCAGUGGGAUAAUAAGAAUCGGGGAUUAUUUUUCUCCGGGCCGAGAUAAUUAAUUCAUUGGAAUUAUUUCGGGCCUUGAUGAUCAUCAUUUUUUUCCUCUCUUUUUUUUUUUUCUUCUUGUUCUCGCUUUUUCUGUUUCUAUUUAAUUUUGGUUAGAGUCGAUGCGGUAUCGAUCGAAACCAAUCGUUCGAUGUAUCCCACGGGAAUAUCCGAGUAAGGAAGAAUACGACUGUACGCAGUGUGUAUGACCCACGUUUCGUGAGAAGUAGACGUGACGUGAUUUACUUCAGCGCUAAUCGUCCGGCCAGAAUUUGAUUUUUUUUGUUUUUAUUAUAUUCGCUCUCAGUUGAACGUCACCGGUACGAUUUACCGGACGAAUUGGGUCUAUCGUGUGCUCAUAUAAAAUAUACAUGCAGGAGUUCGACAGCAGAGGAUGUAGCGAGCUGUAAUUGGAUUCGAUCGCUCAACAGUUCUAAUACCUAAUGAAUCGAAUCGAUUAUUUUCUUAUUAAUUUUCUCCAUUUUUUCGAACUUUUUCAUCUUCAAUAAUUUAGACGCGAAGAUCGAGAAGAUUGAGACAAAUCCAAUCGUGAAGCUACAAAACGUAUAUCCCGCACGCCGACGGAGAGGAUGGAGGAGCUGGAAACGUUGGAGGGAACGGAGUGCCCUGAAUGCCCAGGACCGCCUCCAGAAUUCCGGCUGCCGCCACCCCCGCGACCUCCUUUUUUAACGGAGGGCACCUUCUGUUCGGAGGCGCCCUUAGCGGAGCUCGAAGACUGCGUAGCGAUUCCGAUGAUAGACGCCUCCUACCACACCAACCCGUCGCUGCAAAGCACGGCCUUAAUCAUCACCAGUGCAGUCAUCCUCUUACUAAUGGCCGCCAUCAUUUCCGUCGUAUUUUGGAAACAUAAGCGAAAAGUGCAGAAUUUACUGCCGUGUAAAAGUGCGGCGGGAGCAGCAGCCGCGGCGGCAACGGGAAGUCGGGGAAGAGGGGGAGUCCUGGACGGACAACCCCAUCCUAAUGUCGGAGGGGGUUCCGUACUUUACGAGGAUCUUCCGGACGCGGUUUCCCACUCCGGCCUGGUGCACAACCAUUUUUCAAGCCACCGCCAUCUCCACCACGGGAACCAUUUACAGCAAGAACAACAGCAGCAGCAGCAGCAGCAGCAGCAGCAGCAGGUUCCUCAACAUCCCGGUCUUCCGGGUCUUCCCGGCCUCCGUCCAUCUUCAGGACAGCCAACGAUCGAGAUGCUGGACGUCAACGAUGGAGGCAGGGGUGUUUUUGUAUGCAGUAGCCCCGGACCAGAUCACUAUAAAAAUUCUCAGGACCCGUACAAUCCCGUCUACGAGGAACUGGGUAACGGUGACCUCCAUCCAGACACCGACGACGAAAUUGAACCCAGCGCUCGAAGUAGACUAACGAAUCACCGACGCGUUCACGCGAGUUCUAAAGCAGCGAGCGAGGAUGAAUUUGCCGAGGAUGAACUUUCGUUGGGAGAACCGUCGGAAGCAAGAAUGCUGACUAAUACCGUCGGUGCUCCCGCUUGGGGAACGUGCCCCGCCGCUCAACGACCUCCAAGAGGCCGAAGAGGAAGAAGUCCAAGGUCCCUGGAUCGUCGCAGAAAAGACAAGGGUCAAGACGUGGGCGAAUUCCACGAGGGGAUGCUACUGGACGCCCUCCUCCAAUUCUACCCGAGCGUCGCAGGCGUCGCUGGUACGAGACCUUCGAAUGGUCAGCGUCAGCAAACCGUCCCCUCAGUUGCGCAUCGACUUCCGUAUUUCAUGCCGCAGCUACCGGCAGCACAGGCUCUCAAGGUUGAAGAGAACCCUUACGAGAGCGUUCCAGUCCUUGGACCACUUCAUCGCUAUACGACCCUCGGUAGGAGUGGGGGGCUUCCUAAGGAUAGAUCGAAGUGUUCUCGAUACAAUUCCGAAUACUACGGUCUCCAAAAUCAGGACAUUCAUCCCGGGAGCGGUGGUCCAGUUUACACGCAAGUAGGCGGUGAUUAUUCCGAUGCGUAUUCGCAGCCAACCGACCGGUUAUAUGUCGAGGAUAAAUACUCGCAGCCAGUUUACUACACUGCAAGAGAACCGGAUCAAAUAUCAUCCGGAAGGCUUUACCAAGGUCAGCCGGACAGCAGCUUUGGAAGCGACAGCGGAUACAGUCAUCACACUUCCGGUACCACGGGGACAACGGGAACCAGAAAUAGCAGUUCAAGGGCGAACCACAGGAAGGACAAACACAGGAAUUCACAUCAUUCUAUCGAUUACGUCGUAUCCUAGAGGAUUAAAUAGAUGUAUUCUUAAAAUCUUAGGUUUUCAGUUGCAAAUGCGAUAAUAGAAGUAGCCCAUGAUUUCGAUGCCUAUUGCUAUCGUAACUAGCAACUUCUUUUUCAUAGUUUCAUUUUAUUUAUUCUUCCCUUAUUCAAUGUAAAUACAUGAACUAAUUAACCAAAGGACGACGCGUUUUACGCGGACCUGUAGUAUAACGUGGACAAUACGUUUAACGUUUCUCUUAUUUAAUUUAUUAUAUUUAUAUUAACAUAAUACUCGGAAAAUGACGCGAUAUAGACCAAGAACAAAUUCGUACUAAUAGUAAGCUGUACAGAUGAAUAGUCAAAUGAAAAUUCUUAGUAAUGAUAAUAAUUUCAGUAAAUAAAAGUAAUGCUUAGCAAUCAAUGAGUCGAGGAAAAAAGAAUCCUGGAUGCAUUAAACCCCGUGUAAAUAAUAAAAACAAACAGCCAGAGAAAAAUUAAUCUACAAAUAAAAAAAGAUGUUGUACCCCUCGAUCGAUUAGCAUAGUUGUACCAUAUCGUUAUCGAUAAACGCGUAGGUAUGUAUAAUUAUUAAUGUACAACCAUUACAUUCAAAAUAUACAUAUAUAUAUAUAUAUAUAUAUUAUGAAUAUAUUAUAUAGUUUGUAUAAUAAUUUUUAAAUUAUUUCUAUCGAGACGUUGUAUACUAUAACGAUACGUACAAUUAAAUUUAAUUAUAUAUUGGUAUGAUAAAUAGUUAUAACAAAUAAUAUCACACAUAAGUGAUACACAAAAUGAGAAGGAAUAUUUGAACGCACGCAAGCGACGAAUUUCUAUUGAUCAUAAUGACAGAAAAUACGUAGCAAAUAUUGAAUAUUCUACGUAUAAAAAUUAUUAUAUUGACGAUUUUUUCUACAUCGCGACAGUACUGUAAUAA
Molecule: messenger RNA, 4518 nt
Organism: Athalia rosae (coleseed sawfly)
Lineage: Eukaryota; Metazoa; Arthropoda; Insecta; Hymenoptera; Athaliidae
Gene: pxb
Exons: 7
Coding region: 1957-3609 (550 amino acids)
Source: RefSeq, a predicted model, not a curated record